AUGUUCAACUCCUUCGGUCCUGGCGCGAACUGUACCCUUGAUCUCUGCCCCAUUGAAUGGACCGUCUACCAGUAUCGCCCGAACUUGCCCGUCAGCAUUGUCUUCAUGGCUCUCUAUGCCAUUGCCCUGAUCAUCCAUAUCUACCUCGGCCUCCGCUGGCGCAGCUGGGGUUUCAUGACCUUCAUGGUCAUUGGCUGCCUAUACGCCAUCAUCGGCUAUGGCGGUCGAGUCAUUCUUUGGACAAACCCAUGGUCGUUUGCCGGUUUCAUGAUCCAGAUGGUCUGCAUCACUGGGACACCGGUAUUUUUUACGGCUACCAUCUACGUGACACUAUCCAGAGCCAUUCGCUUCUUUGCCCUCGAAAUCUCCCGUCUCCCGCCGCGGCUCUUCUACUGGCUGUUCAUCUCUGCCGAUAUAUUGUGUCUGGCCCUUCAAGCCAUCGGAGGCGCCCUCACAUCGACCUCCAGCGGUUCCUCCCAAAUAGGGGUCGACAUCGCCAUGGCCGGCCUCAUCCUGCAGGUCAUUAUCCUGGUCAUCUUCUGCGGCUUCUUCGUCGACUACAUGAUUCGCUACGUCAAAUUGCAGAGGUCCCGCAUGAGAAGUAAGAAGAACACCAUCGCCACGCGCCAGCGCCUUUUCUUUGGAGGGCUUGCGUCGGCCAUUAUCCUGAUUCUAGCGAGGUGCGCCUAUCGUGUUGAUGAGCUCAGUCAGGGGUACAGCGACUCUACCAAAAUCACGGAUGAGCAAUUGUUUAUCGGAUUGGAGGGGGUCUUAAUUUAUGUUUCCGUCAUUUCUCUCUUCAUCGGACACCCUGGAUUUGGGCACUUAGCCACACGCAUACUCUCGCACGCUUCCAGCCCCACAUCCCCUUACUCCGCACGACCGUAAGCUGCGUCAACUUAAGGGGGUCACGAGAUCAUCGGUCGCAUGACUAACAAGGAAGCACGCCUGGAUUUAUUGAUCUUCCCCGCUAGAAUCAACGUU
Messenger RNA from Eremomyces bilateralis CBS 781.70, 984 nucleotides. RefSeq lists its product as uncharacterized. NCBI's taxonomy places the organism in Eukaryota, Fungi, Ascomycota, Dothideomycetes, Eremomycetales, Eremomycetaceae. Bases 1 to 888 code for a protein of 295 amino acids. Gene Ontology annotation, cellular component: fungal-type vacuole; plasma membrane. The record is from RefSeq and is a predicted model, not a curated record. The transcript has 4 exons.